Messenger RNA from Theobroma cacao (cacao), 1164 nucleotides. It is a transcript of the gene MED21, whose product is annotated as mediator 21. The record is from RefSeq and is a predicted model, not a curated record. Lineage: Eukaryota; Viridiplantae; Streptophyta; Magnoliopsida; Malvales; Malvaceae. Gene Ontology annotation, biological process: regulation of transcription by RNA polymerase II. Gene Ontology annotation, cellular component: mediator complex. Gene Ontology annotation, molecular function: transcription coregulator activity.
UCUUCAAACGGCGCCUCCACAACACUUUUCUCUCUCUAAAAUCAAAAGCUGAAAGCCACCCUGGCUUUCGCCUUUCUCCAGCUGCCGGUGAUCCAGGUGGCCUCCCCUGACAUCUCCUCACCGAGGAAAAACCCUAAAGAGACCCUAAACCCAAAUAAACUCUAUUCCAAGAGGUUGCAAGGAUGAAACCUUCAAAACGAAAGGGAUCUCCAGGGUUUUUUCUUCCUUCCGGUUUCUUUCUCUCCCCUUUUUUAAGUGUAGGCUUGUGGCUUUUAAAGCCGCUCCAGAGGUGGCCCUUUUUGCCACUUCCCGCCGCCAGCUCCAGCACCUUGUGUUUUUGUGUGUACUCUUUGGGUCUUAAGAUUUAAGCAGUUUACGAAUCACCAAGACCAAAUACUAUGAAGUAACAGUUGCCCAAGUUUUGGCUCUUCUGUGUUCGAUCUGUCGUAUAAAACUUUAGGUUCUUAUUGGUUUUGGAAGAUGGAUAUAAUUUCCCAAUUACAAGAACAAGUAAAUGCAAUAGCUGCCCUAGCCUUCAACACUUUCGGGUCGUUGCAAAGAGAUGCUCCACCCGUCAGGCUUUCCCCAAAUUACCCAGAACCCCCUGCUAAUCCCACUGAGGACUCGGCGAAUUUCCCUGACCAACCUAAGCUCAUGAGUGCUGCUCUUGUUAAGGCCGCUAAACAGUUUGAUGCGUUGGUUGCAGCACUUCCAUCUUCCGAAGGAGGUGAAGAAGCUCAACUUAGAAGGAUUGCUGAACUCCAGGCCGAAAAUAAUGCUGUAGGCCAAGAACUUCAGAAGCAGCUGGAGGCUGCAGAGAAGGAAUUGAAACAGGUGCAGGAGCUGUUCAGUCAAGCAACGGAUAAUUGUUUGAACUUGAAGAAACCAGACUGAAGUCACUACCUACUGAAAUCCUCCUUACUUUUUAUUGUCUUUAAAUGUCUUUAAUCCUAAGUACUCAAAGGUUCUAUUGUUCGAGUUUAAAUUUGGACAAGCAUUUUGUUAUCCACCAAGAAGUUUUGGUUUGCCUUGUUGGUUCUGAUUCCUCGUUAGAAUUUAGCUACUCUUUCAUGUUUGUGAAGACAUGCUUGCUGUUUUGUGUAAGCCAUGGUCAGAUUGGCUCUAUCUUUAGUGACUGAAAUUUGGGAGUGGUUUUUCUCAUAA